This is a messenger RNA of Sturnus vulgaris (Common starling), 12276 nucleotides long. Lineage: Eukaryota; Metazoa; Chordata; Aves; Passeriformes; Sturnidae. The record is from RefSeq and is a predicted model, not a curated record.
CCGCCUUCUCUUGCAGCCACAGCCAAGCUGAAGGGCUUCCAGCCUGCUAGGAGGUAUUUUCUGGCUGCUCCCUGCUCGCGUGUGUGUGGCUGCGGGCACUUUGGCACACUGCGUGUGUGGACGCGGCUCUCCUGCUCCCGAGCAAUGGGUGCUGCAGGGGCUGGGGCAGAGCCGUGACCUUUCCUGGGGUGCUGGAGGAGGAAGAGUGGAUUACGCCUUGAACUUCUGGCUCGCAGCCAGUGCCCUUGCGGAAAAAAUAAAUCACCUGGAUAUCCGCGUGUGGUGGGAACAGCUUCCUUGGAGCUGGUGUUUUCCUCGCCAAAAUGGCUCACGCAGCCGCUUCCAUCAAAAAAGUUCGAGAGUCUGAAAUCGAAGAGAGGGAGAGAAACCUUGAGAAGGAAAGGAAAAGACAGCGGAAAAUCUCUAGGGCCGAUCGGAAACGCAAGUCUGACAGCAAUGCAAGCUUUCUCCGAGCUGCCAGAGCUGGCAAUUUGGACAAAGUAGUGGAAUACCUGAAAAGUGGAAUAGACAUUAACACCUGUAAUCAGAAUGGGCUCAAUGCUCUGCACCUGGCAGCCAAAGAAGGCCACGUGGGACUGGUACAGGAAUUGUUGGAAAGAGGCUCCGCUGUGGAUUCUGCCACUAAGAAAGGGAACACAGCCCUGCACAUCGCAUCCUUAGCAGGACAAGCUGAAGUUGUCAAAGUUUUGGUGAAGGAAGGAGCCAAUAUUAAUGCACAAUCUCAGAAUGGCUUUACUCCUUUGUACAUGGCAGCUCAAGAGAACCACAUUGAGGUGGUGAAAUAUCUCCUGGAGAAUGGAGCCAACCAAAGCACAGCUACCGAGGACGGUUUCACCCCUCUGGCUGUGGCACUGCAGCAGGGACACAACCAGGCGGUGGCCAUCCUGCUGGAGAACGACACCAAGGGCAAGGUGCGGCUGCCAGCGCUGCACAUCGCCGCCAGGAAGGACGACACCAAGUCGGCGGCGCUGCUGCUGCAGAACGACCACAACGCCGACGUGCAGUCCAAGAUGAUGGUGAAUAGGACGACUGAGAGCGGCUUUACCCCUCUGCACAUCGCUGCCCACUAUGGCAACGUCAACGUGGCCACGCUGCUGCUGAACCGUGGAGCUGCAGUCGACUUCACAGCCAGGAAUGGAAUCACCCCACUGCAUGUGGCUUCCAAAAGGGGAAACACAAACAUGGUGAAGCUCUUGUUGGAUCGUGGAGGGCAGAUCGAUGCCAAAACCAGGGAUGGACUCACCCCACUGCACUGUGCAGCACGAAGUGGCCAUGACCAGGUUGUGGAGCUGCUCCUGGAGCGCGGUGCCCCACUGCUCGCACGGACCAAGAAUGGACUCUCCCCACUGCACAUGGCAGCCCAGGGGGACCACGUGGAAUGUGUCAAGCAUCUGCUGCAGCACAAGGCUCCUGUGGACGACGUGACACUGGACUACCUGACUGCCCUGCACGUGGCCGCUCACUGCGGCCACUACCGUGUCACCAAACUCCUGCUGGACAAGAGAGCCAACCCCAACGCCCGUGCCCUGAAUGGUUUUACUCCACUGCACAUUGCCUGCAAGAAAAAUCGCAUCAAAGUCAUGGAACUCCUGGUGAAAUAUGGGGCUUCAAUCCAGGCUAUAACAGAGUCGGGCCUCACACCAAUACACGUGGCUGCAUUUAUGGGCCACUUGAACAUAGUCCUCCUUCUGCUGCAGAACGGAGCCUCUCCCGAUGUCACUAACAUUCGUGGAGAAACUGCAUUGCACAUGGCAGCACGUGCUGGGCAGGUGGAAGUGGUUCGCUGCCUCCUGAGGAAUGGGGCCCUGGUUGAUGCCCGAGCCAGGGAAGAACAGACCCCACUGCACAUCGCCUCUCGCCUGGGCAAGACAGAGAUUGUGCAGCUGCUGCUUCAGCACAUGGCCCACCCUGAUGCUGCUACCACCAAUGGCUACACCCCCCUGCACAUCUCUGCCCGUGAGGGGCAGCUCGACGUCGCCUCCGUGCUCCUCGAGGCGGGCGCCUCACACUCCAUGUCCACCAAGAAGGGAUUCACACCGUUGCAUGUGGCGGCCAAGUAUGGGAGCCUGGAAGUGGCAAAGCUCCUGCUGCAGCGUCGUGCCUCUCCUGAUUCUGCUGGCAAGAACGGCCUCACCCCGCUGCACGUGGCGGCGCACUACGACAACCAGAAGGUGGCGCUGUUGCUGCUGGAGAAGGGCGCCUCGCCUCACGCGACCGCCAAGAAUGGAUACACCCCUCUGCAUAUUGCUGCCAAGAAAAACCAGAUGCAGAUAGCUACCACUCUGUUGAACUAUGGGGCUGAGACCAACAUUUUGACUAAGCAGGGAGUCACCCCACUUCAUCUGGCCUCCCAGGAAGGUCACACUGACAUGGUGACUUUGCUUUUGGAGAAAGGAUCCAACAUCCACGUGGCAACAAAGGCUGGACUGACGUCCUUACACCUUGCAGCUCAAGAGGAUAAAGUGAAUGUAGCUGAGAUCCUCACCAAACAUGGUGCAAACCAGGAUGCUCAGACAAAGCUUGGUUAUACACCUUUAAUUGUGGCCUGUCACUAUGGAAACAUCAAAAUGGUGAAUUUUCUCCUCAAGCACGGAGCAAAUGUCAAUGCUAAAACAAAGAAUGGGUACACCCCUCUUCACCAGGCUGCUCAGCAAGGCCACACUCACAUCAUCAAUGUUCUGCUGCAGCAUGGGGCCAAGCCCAACGCCAUCACCACAAAUGGUAACACAGCCUUAGCCAUCGCCCGGCGCCUGGGAUACAUCUCUGUGGUCGAUACGCUGAAGGUUGUAACGGAGGAGAUCACCACCACCACAACUACUGUAACAGAGAAGCACAAGCUCAAUGUACCCGAGACAAUGACUGAGGUCCUGGAUGUGUCAGAUGAAGAAGGUGAUGACACAAUGACAGGAGAUGGGGGGGAGUACCUUAGGCCAGAAGACCUCCGGGAGCUGGGAGAUGACUCUUUGCCAAGCAGCCAGUUCUUAGAUGGAAUGAACUACCUGAGGUACAGCUUGGAAGGAGGACGCUCAGACAGCAUCAUGCCCAGCCUGCGGUCCUUCAGUUCCGACAGGUCCCACACGCUGAGCCACGCCUCCUACCUGCGCGACAGCGCCAUGAUCGACGACACCGUGGUCAUCCCCAGCCAGCAGGUAACAACUCUGGCCAAAGAAGCUGAAAGGAAUUCAUAUCGUUUAAGCUUGGGCCCUGAAAUCUUGGACAAUGUGGCUCUUUCUUCCAGCCCUAUUCAUUCAGGCUUCCUGGUGAGUUUCAUGGUGGACGCUCGCGGCGGCGCCAUGCGGGGCUGCCGCCACAACGGGCUGCGCAUCAUCAUCCCCCCGCGCAAGUGCACGGCGCCGACGCGCGUGACGUGCCGCCUGGUGAAGCGCCACAGGCUGGCCACCAUGCCGCCCAUGGUGGAGGGAGAAGGGCUGGCCAGCCGCCUCAUCGAAGUGGGACCCUCUGGGGCUCAGUUCCUUGGUAAACUUCAUCUGCCUACGGCUCCUCCCCCACUUAAUGAGGGAGAAAGCUUGGUCAGCCGAAUCCUUCAGCUGGGGCCUCCUGGGACCAAAUUCCUUGGGCCUGUGAUUGUGGAGAUUCCCCAUUUUGCUGCCCUGCGUGGGAAGGAGAGAGAGCUGGUGAUCCUGCGCAGCGAGAACGGGGACAGCUGGAAGGAGCAUUUCUGUGAAUACACUGAGGAUGAACUGAACGAAAUCCUGAAUGGGAUGGAUGAAGUACUUGACACUCCAGAGGAGCUUGAGAAGAAGCGGAUCUGCCGCAUCAUCACCCGGGAUUUCCCUCAGUACUUCGCAGUGGUGUCCCGGAUCAAACAGGACAGCAACCUGAUCGGGCCCGAGGGAGGGGUGCUGAGCAGCACCGUGGUCCCACAGGUGCAGGCAGUCUUCCCGGAAGGCGCGCUCACCAAGAGAAUUCGCGUCGGCCUCCAGGCUCAACCUAUGCACACUGAACUUACAAAGAAGAUUUUGGGCAACAAGGCUACCUUCAGCCCCAUAGUCACACUGGAGCCCAGGAGGAGGAAAUUCCAUAAGCCCAUCACGAUGACGAUCCCCGUGCCCAAGGCCUCCAGCGAUGGGCUCAUGAACGGCUAUGGAGGUGACACACCCACUCUAAGGUUACUAUGCAGCAUAACAGGAGGAACCACUCCUGCCCAAUGGGAAGACAUCACUGGGACAACACCACUGACAUUUGUUAAUGAAUGUGUUUCCUUCACAACAAAUGUGUCUGCCAGAUUUUGGUUGAUAGACUGUCGUCAGACACAAGAAUCUGUUACUUUUGCUUCGCAAGUAUACAGAGAAAUUAUCUGUGUCCCCUACAUGGCCAAAUUUGUGGUGUUUGCCAAAUCCCAUGAUCCCAUUGAAGCACGGUUAAGAUGUUUCUGCAUGACCGAUGACAAGGUGGAUAAAACUCUAGAACAGCAAGAAAACUUUGCUGAAGUUGCCAGAAGCAGGGACGUAGAGGUAUUAGAAGGAAAACCUAUCUACGUUGACUGCUUUGGCAAUUUGGUUCCUCUCACAAAGAGUGGGCAACACCAUAUAUUCAGUUUCUUUGCCUUCAAAGAGAAUAGACUUCCUCUGUUUGUUAAGGUCCGAGAUAGCACUCAAGAGCCCUGUGGACGAUUAUCAUUCAUGAAGGAGCCAAAAUCUACCAGAGGCCUCGUUCAUCAAGCCAUAUGUAAUUUAAACAUCACUUUACCCAUUUACACAAAGGAAUCAGAUUCAGAUCCAGAACCAGAAGAGGUUGAUAUGACUUCAGAAAAAAAUGACGAGACAGAAUCUACAGAAACAUCUGUCCUGAAAAGCCAUCUGGUUAAUGAAGUCCCUGUACUAGCCAGUCCAGACCUGUUGUCUGAAGUUUCUGAGAUGAAACAAGAUCUGAUCAAAAUGACUGCCAUCCUAACAAAUGACCCUUCUGAUAAAUCAGGCUCCAUUAAAGUGAGAGAUCUUGAAAAGUCUGCUGAAGAAGAGCCAGGAGAACCUUUUGAAAUAGUUGAAAGAGUGAAAGAGGACUUAGAAAAAGUAAAUGAAAUUCUGAGAGGCGGAUCCUACGCCAGAGAAGAACACGUUUCGCAGAAGUCCCUUUCCAGACAAGAGCCCUUAGAGGAAGAAUGGAUCAUUGUCAGUGAUGAAGAAAUUGAAGAGGCCCGGAGAAAUGCUCCAUCAGAAGUCACAGAGCCAAGCCAUGUAGAAGUCAGGGUAGAGAAAGGGACAACAAAAAAGGGAGAGCUGGACAUGACAGGAACAGUGGAUUUCCUUGCAGAGGAUUUAAAAGCAUCCGUUUCUCUUCAUGAGGGACAGCCACAGGCCUUACAAGAGGAGGUAGUAGAAGAGAAAGUCAAAGCUGUAGUAGUAAGCAGGGAUUCUGAAAAAAAAGGAAAAGAAUCUCCAAAAACUGGGAAACCAAGCUCACAGGAGCAACAGAAGGCAGCCUCAGAAGUUAAAAAGCCCUUUAGGGCAAAACUAAGAGAAAAGCCAAAGCCAAAGGAAGGCAAGGUGCACAGCAGCGGAGAGAAACUGAAACUGCCUAAGCUCACUGCAGACGAGGCACCAGCUGGGGAGCCUGGCCUAAAGGUGACAGGUGCUCCAGAGCCUAAAGCUGUGUCUCCUGUUAUCGAGGAAACUCCCAUUGGCUCAAUAAAAGAUAAAGUGAAAGCUCUUCAGAAACGAGUGGAAGAUGAGCAGAAAGUACGGUCAAAACUGCCCGUCAGAGUUCAGGCAAAAGAAGGCCCUGCCGAAAAGGCGCCUAAGAAACCGGCGCAGGUCAAGAAGCCGGUAGCACACAAAGCCCAGCCACCAGUCUCACCCUCUUCUAAGACAGAGAGACUUGAAGAGACCAUGUCUGUUAAGGAGCUGAUGAAAGCCUUCCAGUCAGGGCAAGAUCCGUCCAAGAAUAUUUCCGGACUCUUUGAGCACAAAUCCGUCAAACAGAAGCAACAGGCCACUGAGAAGGAAACUCCCCGCAAGAAAACAAUUCCUUCACAGAGUGAAACGAGGCGAGUGUCAACCCUCAAGACAGACAAACAAAAGGACAAACCAAGCACGGUGUCAAAAGCAGAGAAAGAGCCGCAAUCAAAGAAAGCAAAAAUGCAAACUUCCACUAUCGAGAGUGCCAAGAAGGCUGGCAGCAAAGAUGGCAAAGACCAAGUCAAAGAGCAGAGCAGCAAAAAGCCAACUGAACCUCUCCCUCCGGUAAUAGUUGCUGAAAGCGCCAAAGAAACACCGGCUGGGAAAGGCAGGGCUUGUGAGGAUCAGGGAGAUCCUGACUUCCAGAUCAGCCCUGACAGGAAAACCUCAACAGACUUUUCUGAUGUCAUUAAAGAAGAAUUGGAGGAUAAUGACAAAUACCAACAGUUCCGACACCUCUCAGUGACGGAGGAGGGAGAGCUUAACCUGGAGCAAGUACUGACCAGUCCUUUCGGUGCUGCUUUUCCCACAGAGUAUGGGAAAGACGGAUUCCUUCCUGCUCUUUCUCUGCAAAGUGCUGCUCUUGAUGGGAGCUCAGAGAGCCUUAAACACGAAGGUGUGGCUGACUCUCCGGGCAGCCUACUUGACGGAACCCCUCAGAUCAGCUCGGAGGAAAGUUACAAGCAUGAGGGUCUGGCAGAGACUCCUGAAACGAGCCCAGAAAGCCUUUCAUUCUCACCAAAGAAAACUGAUGGGCAAAUUGAAGACGCUAAAGGAGCAGCUCGAGUACACACAACAGCAGAAACACGUUCUACAAAGGAACUGUCCUCAAAGGAAGCUGCAAAAGGUAUUACUGAGAGGCAGCUAGAUGCUGUUACUGAGACUAGGGAGUCUCAUUCUGACCAUGUAUCAGAAGAGCAUGUACCUCCAGCCUCUGAAGAAGAGGCUGAUAAACUUAAAGAAAAUAGCUCAGCUUCCGUUAUGAAAGAUAUUAGCAGGGAUAAAGAAUCCAGAACCACUGCACAUUUCAUUAAGUCUUCUGAAACACAUGACACUGCUUUAGAGAAAGAAAAAGACAUAGCCUGUGAACGCCGUCUUACAGUUAGAAGUCCCCAGAAAUUGGAACUUGCACUUGCUAGCCAUGAUAGUGAAGGCUUUAGCCCAGUUGCAGAUGACUCUUUGACUAUAAGUCAUAAAGACUCCCUGGAAGCAAGCCCAGUGCUAGAAGAUAACUCAUCACACAAAACACCCGACUCUUUGGAGCCCAGUCCUAUGAAAGAGUCCCCCUGCCGCGAUUCCCUUGAAAGCAGCCCCGUAGAACCAGCAGUGAAGGCUUGUCUUUUGGGGCAGAGUCCUCUUCCAUCUGUUCUUAGCAAAGCAGAAGCCUGCCCAGAGCUGGCAUCGGUGCGUUCCAGGAUUCUCCGUGACCCUGAGGGAAGUGCAGAUGAUGACAGUCUAGAGCAAACGUCGCUCAUGGAGAGUUCAGGGAAAAGUCCCAUUUCCCCCGAAACUCCUAGUUCGGAAGAAAUUAGCUAUGAAAUCACACCCAAAAUGGCAGACAUACCAAAGUCAGCCACCAUCCCUGAAGCCAAUGAAGAACCCGAGGAUGAUUCAGAAAGUGAACCAAAGAAGAGAUUCACCCCUGAAGAAGAGAUGUUUAAAAUGGUGACCAAAAUCAAAAUGUUUGAUGAAUUGGAACAGGAAGCAAAACAGAAGAGAGAUUAUAAAAAGAGUUGUAAGCAAGAUGAAUCUUCUGUGGUUGUCAAUUCAGAAGCUUCGCAUGAGGCUGAAGGGUCAGAACCGGCUGCUGUAGUACAAAAAGACAUACCCACGGUAGUGACACCUGCUGCUGAAUCUAGGAAGAGUUCUUCCUCUUCUGAGAGCGAGCCAGAAUUGACUCGGCUCAAGAAAGAAGCUGACUCGGGCCUCUUAAUGGAGCCUGUGAUCCGAGUGCAGCCACCCUCACCUUUGCCAUCUAGCAUUGACUCCAGCUCUAGCCCUGAUGAAGCAGGUUUCCAGCCCAUUGAUUCCCAGCCAUGUUCUGUCAGGAUAGGUGAGGUUAAAGUGCAAGGCAAAGGUGACAAAGAGGAGCCACUUAUCCUUGGGCGCAGCUGUAAGCCUUCGACGGGCACUUGCCCCUCCGACGGCUGCGUGUCAGCAGAAGGUGCGGAAUCGAAAUGUUGCGACGGUACGGGUGACUGUGCGAUGGCCAGUCCUGACACCCAGGUCACACGAUCUGGGUGUACGCCCUGUCACUCCGUUGGUGAUGGUUCCCAAAAAGAAGUUCACGCUGAAUCUUCACUAACAAUGGGGCAGUGGGACACUACUGAAAAAGAUGACAAACCCGUGGCCCCAUUACCACGCAGCGAUCUCAUUUCUACCGGGGCUGUGUCAGAGGAGGCAGAUGGUCUUUCUCAUGGACAUGGUACCACCGAGUACUCUGUCCCACGUGAUGGCAAACUGGCCGAAGGAGACACCGAUGACCAUUCUGCCUCGGCAAGGGAUUUGGGAAAAGCAGAUGGAAGUUGUGAGACAUCUCACAGGGCUGGUUGUGCUGAGGAGGCUUUACCAGAGUAUUCGUCCCUAACCACUGACACAGUGGAACUUGACAGCUGUGCGGCGGGUGCCACUGAUGGUAGUGCUCCAUAUAUAGUGAGCCCUUACGAAAAUGUGUCUUCUGGACAUUUCUUCAUUGAUUCUGAAAGCGAGGUAGGAUCUGGUAGAAGUGUGCUCUCUAGGGAAACCUAUUCUAUUGCAGAAGGGAAAGAUCAGGCUGGUGAAGCUUUACUUAGCAGAGACACAGGCAGUGAAUAUUGCUCUUCAGAGGAAGUCUACAUGGAAAUAGAGCCCAAACCAGAGGAUGGGUUUCAGAUGAUGUCACAAGGGUCUCUGACCUCAGAUUCAACAAAAUUAUCUGAAUCUGCCCUUGAGGAUAUAAGAGGUGAAACUGAGAAAUUGAUGGGUCAGGUUGUCAUCACUAGAACCGAUGUGGAUUCUGACAUGUGGAGUGAAAUACGUGAAGACGAUGAAGCCUUUGAAGCCCGGGUGAAAGAAGAGGAACAAAAGAUAUUUGGGUUGAUGGUAGACAGGCGAUCCCAAGGCACGACCCCUGACACAACACCGGCCAGGACACCCACUGAAGAAGGGACGCCACUCAGUGAGCAAAAUCCUUUUCUUUUUCAGGAAGGCAAGUUGUUUGAGAUGACUAGAAGCGGAGCCAUUGACAUGACCAAAAGGAACUACCCAGAUGAAAGCUUUCACUUCUUCCAGGUGGGGCAGGAGCCUCAGGAAGAAGUUUCUUUGUGUGAAGAAGUGAAAGAAGCAGCAGAGGCAGAAUCUUCAAAGCUGAAGGGCUCACCGGACCCAUUUGCACCUUCAGAGUCAGAGGAAUCAGACAUGCAAGAACAAGAUUCAUUGAAAUAUUCACCCCCAUCGCCCGAGUCUAGUGAUAGAGCUGAAGAAACGAUGGGUGAAGGUGCCAGCACAGGCACUGCAAAAGCAGAUAUUAAAUCCAGAAUUCCAAUUAAAAUGGGUAUUUCAGCUUCUUCAAAAUCACCAAAGAAAGAAACCGCUGCCUCUGAAGCUGAGCCCCUCUCCAGAACGGAGGCCGACACGGUCGAUAGCAGUCAGGUGCCUUGUCCCAUCUCUCCCGAGCAGUGUGUAGUAGAAGAUGAGUUAGAAUUUUCCAAAGUCACUCGAUUGGUUAGUUCUGAACAGGGUGAGGAGUCCCCAGAUUCUUCCCCAGAGGAACAGAGAUCUGUGAUUGAAAUCCCCACUGCUCUAAUGGAGAGUGUGCCUUCUUGUGAAAGCAAAUCCAAAAUCCCUGUAAGAACAGCUGCUGCCACAUUGCAAUCCUCGCAACAAUUGGAAAAUGAGAGCCUUUCUCUGGAUGACUUCCUGGACAGUUCGCAGUGUGAAGGAAAAGAUGACCAAGUGAAACCAAAGUCUAAAAUUCCCGUGAAAACCACUUCCCAAAAAGCUGAACCACAACACUCAUACGCGGACACGUCCGUCCACAAGUUGGAGUCAUCCAAAGCGCUCGACGUGACGAGCGCGGUCCCUGCGAAAGCAGACAGCCGCAGUAAAUCGGAAUCUGAUGCCAGUAGUCCCGUGGACCCAAAGACCAAACGUUCUAUCAAAGCUAGGAGCUAUGCUGAGGCAGAGGCAGAGGCCAGGGAGAGGGAGAGCGAGAUGAAGUUUGAGCUAGACUCAGAUGAGGCAGCAACAGCAAGAUCAAAGGUAUUUUCUUCACGGUUGCCAGUUAAAAGCAGAAGCGCUACAGGCUCCCGCGGUGCUUUUAGUCCCACAAAAGAAAGUAAGGACCAUUUUUUUGAUCUUUACAAAAACUCCAUAGAGUUUUUUGAAGAAAUUAGUGACGAAGCUUCUAAAUUAGUGGAAAGACUCACGCAGUCAGAGAGAGAACAAGAAUUAGUUUCAGAUGAUGAAAGCAGUAGUGCCCUAGAAGUUUCAGUUAUUGAAAAUGUGCCAUCCAGUGAGACUCAGCAGUCAGUUCCUGAAGACAUCUUUGACAUCAGACCCAUUUGGGAUGAGUCUGUAGAGACUCAGAUUGAACGUAUCCCUGACGAAAAUGUCCAUGACCGUGCUGAAGAUCAACAGGAUGAUCAGGAAAGGACAGAGGAAAGACUGGCCCACAUUGCGGAUCAUCUUGGAUUCAGCUGGACAGAGCUAGCAAGAGAACUGGACUUCACAGAGGAGCAAAUUCACCAGAUUCGAAUUGAAAAUCCCAAUUCGCUUCAAGACCAGAGCCAUGCCCUCCUCAAAUACUGGCUCGAAAGGGACGGGAAACAUGCAACAGAUACCAGUCUGACCCAAUGUCUCACGAAAAUCAACCGCAUGGACAUCGUUCACCUGAUGGAGACCAGCGGCAUAGACCCCAUGCAGGGCCACGGCACGCGCACCUACGCGGACACGGAGCAGUCCUUGGCGUUGGACCACAGUGAAGGGUUUUCAGCACUGCAGGAGGAAGUGUACAGCUCGAGACACAAGCAAGAGCAGCAGAGAAUAUCUAAGGAUGGCGAGCCAACCGAGCACCCCCCUCUGGUCUCCGAGGAAGACGUGUCUGUCAGUUAUUCCCCGUUCCAGGACGGUACACCCAGGAGUGAGGCAGAAGUGUCCAUGGCUGAGCUUCUGAGGCAAGCACACAAGGAACAUGUAGAAGCUGAAUUCUCAGGGAAACCCCAAGACACGCCAGGGAAACCAUCUGCUUCGCAACAGGAAUAUUUCGUCACAGCUCCAGGAACGGAGCAGUCCGUGGGAGCUGGAAAAGCGGCGAGCGGGAAAUCUGCACGCUCAAGCACGGAAACGGGAGAGAUGCAGAGAGGGGACUCCCCCAUCGUCCAAGAGCCUGAGGACCCCCAGCUGCACCAGGAAACCCUCUCUCUAAGGAGAUCCAGUCUUGUGAUAGUGGAGUCCACUGAGGACCAGAUCGAGAAGUGUGGAAGGGGCUGCGAAGAGGAAUCUUUAGAAAAGGAGUUAGCAGAGGAGCUGGGUGGGCUGGAGCUCAGCUCGGAUGAGGAUGAGAUGGUCACCACCAGGGUCAUUCGGCGCCGGGUGAUCAUUCAGGCUGAUAGUAUGCCUGAAAUGCCACCAGAAACAGUCACAGAAGAGCAGUACACAGAUGAACAUGGGCACACAGUGGUAAAGAAGGUGACUCGGAAGAUCAUCCGGCGAUACGUCACUCCAGAUGGCACGGAAAAAGAGGAGGUGCUAAUGCAGGGAACGCCGCAAGCCCCUGUUGGCGUGGAGGAGGGAGAUGGUUAUUCCAAAGUGGUGAAGCGAGUUGUGCUGAAGAGUGACAGUGAGCACUCAGAGGUGACUCUGUCUGAACCUGCCGUUCUCCCUAGUGCCUCCAAAUUCCAGUCCGAGCCGGUGGAGGGCCGGAAAGUCAGCAAGGUCAUAAAGACCACCGUAGUGCAUGGAGAGAGGACAGAGAAACAUCUGGGGGAUGCCAGCCUGGCUUCUGAUCUUCCGUCAGCCAAAGAGGACUUUGAAGAGGUAAAAAUAACUUUUAUCUAUUAUUAUCCCAGGGACAACGUCUGUUCUCCAGAAAGGUUUUGUUGGUGGCCUGGCAGACUCCUGUGCUGUGUUCUUAUACUCGGCCAUGUUUCAAAGAGAUGCACGUAUAAAGAAUGUGUAGUGAAAGCUGACAUUGCAGAAUUAGGUAAGAAACUGACUAAGACUAAAGGAGAACAUCACGGAGGCUUUGUGCGUAGUUCUUAGAAGUCUAGGGGGUGAGUGCAGUUGACGUUCAUUCCCGUGUUACCAUUCGUGCAGGUAAUUGUAAGAGUGGCUACGGGUAAGCCCCCGCCCUGGGUGA